Racocetra fulgida is the source of this 435-nucleotide messenger RNA. The record is from the annotation of a GenBank genome assembly. NCBI's taxonomy places the organism in Eukaryota, Fungi, Glomeromycota, Glomeromycetes, Diversisporales, Gigasporaceae.
AUGGGGUUGCAAACAAAAGCAUUUGCCAGUUUUCUUCACUCUCUUUGCAACAAAGAAUUGCAGCCACAGCAUUUUUUUACUGACAAAGAUUUUGCUCAGAUUAGUGCUACAAAGGAAUACAUAGAAAAGGCAAUUAAAGAAAAAAUUAAGAGUUGUAAAAAAAUAAAACAGACCCAAUAUCAACCUAAUGAUGCAAUUGAAGAGUUUAGUUUUAUUGAUCCUGACUUCAAGCCUGAUUUAACCCGAACUAACCCUGAGUACUAUAUUAUAUAUAAUCCAGAAUUAGCUAACACUAAUAAUUUGAUCGAAAUUGAUGAAGUAUUUGAUUUAGAAAUGCGUCAAAUCUGCAGAGAAAAGGUUACAGCCAUAAGAUAUAUAGCAGAUCAUUUGGAACAAGAACUUUUGGCGACUAAUCUCAAUUACAUUUCUUGGGUG